AUGCUCGGUUCCUCAAAACGGAGGAAUUCAUUGCCUUACUACAAAGACAAGCCGUUCAGCCGUGCCGGGAGGAGUCCUCUCGAUGGGUUGAGAUUGCCCAGAUGGAUGCUGCAGCGGAGAACGGUGGCACUGGUAUUGGGGAGUCUGGCACUGCUAUCGUGGUGGUUUGGAAUACUCUCGCCGCUCGGAUUCGCAUCGAGGAGGGUGCGAGGAGACUCGGUGGUCAGACCGUCGACGCCGACCAAAGCCAAGGCCAAGGGCGGAUCAUCGUGGUUCAGCAGUGGAGAAAGGAUCGAUUGGGACCAGCGGGCAGGCAUGGUCAGGGACACCUUCAAAUUAUCAUUCGCGGGUUAUGAGAAAUACGGCUGGGGAUACGACACAUAUCGCCCGCAAUCGCACACGGUCGACAACAUGUCACCCACUGGUAUGGGUUGGAUCAUUGUCGACGCUCUGGAUACUAUGAUGAUCAUGAAUUUGACCUCCGAGCUGACUCACGCCCGAGCAUGGAUCCACAACAACCUGACAUACGAUCAAGAUCAAGAUGUCAACACCUUCGAAACCACCAUCCGAAUGCUGGGGGGUCUCCUCUCGGCGCACUAUCUCAGCAGUGCUUUCCCGGGCAAAUUCGCGCCUGUGGAGGAUGGCUUGAGCGACGAUAUGUAUGUCGAGAAAGCUGCUGAUCUCGCAGACAGGCUUCUCUCUGCAUACGAGACGCGCUCUGGUAUUCCGGUGGCCAGCGUGAACCUGCACAAAUACCAGGGCAUUGCGUCACACAUGGAUGGCGGCGCCUCUUCCACCGCCGAGGCGACGACGCUACAGCUCGAGAUGAAGUACUUGUCCAAAUUGACGGGUGAAGUCCACUAUUGGGAAAAGGCAGAGAACGUCAUGAAGGUCAUCGACGACCUGGAGGCUCCCGACGGAUUGGUUCCGAUCUUCGUCAGCGCGGAUGUGGGAAUGUUCCGGGGUAACAACAUCCGCUUGGGGAGCCGCGGUGACAGCUAUUACGAAUAUCUCAUCAAGCAAUAUCUUCAGACUUCGAAACAGGAGCCUGUCUAUCAAGCCAUGUGGAACGAAUCCCUGGCGGGGAUCAAGAAACACCUGGUCACGUACAGCGAUCCGGACAACUACACGAUCAUCGCGGAACGUCCCAACGGGUUGGAGGCAGCCCUCAGUGCCAAAAUGGAUCAUCUCGUAUGCUUCAUGCCAGGCACCAUCGCGUUGGCCACAACCGGGGGAUCCCCUCUCGCCCAAGCUCGAAAGGGUCCCGGCUGGGGUCCACAACAAGAAGAAGACAUGAUCCUCGCCAUCGAACUGAUGAAGACCUGCAUGGGCAUGUACGCCGUGACCCCCACCGGCCUGGCGCCCGAGAUCACCCACUUUAACAUCUACGAACCGCCCCUCAUGUACCACGACUUCACCUCCCCGGCCACGCGGCCCCGCGCGUCCAUCGACUUCGCCCCGCUGAGCGAGAACCCCAACUUCAUGAUCCACGGCGGCGACGUGCAUAACCUCCAACGGCCCGAGACCGUCGAGUCCCUCUUCUACCUCUGGCGCAUCACCCGCGACCCGCUCUACCGCCACUGGGGCUGGGCCAUCUUCCAGUCCUUCAUCGCCCACACCGCCACCAAGGACGGCGAGGGCUUCUCCUCCAUCGCCAACGUCCUCCUCACGCCCUCGCCCCUCCGCGACGACAUGGAAUCCUUCUGGCUGGCCGAGACCCUCAAAUACUUCUACCUACUCUUCCGAGACGACGACGACCUUCUCCCCCUGGACUCCGUCGUCUUCAACACCGAAGCCCACCCCUUCCCGCGCUUCGAGCUGGGCCAGUUGUUCAAGACCGGCUGGAAGCGCAAGGCCCAGCGCUCCCCGGACGAACUCCUCGCCGACCAGAAGCGCGCCGAGGCCAACAUGCCCGUCGUCGUCACCAUCGUGCAUACCCAGAUGAUCGAGAAGAUCGUCGAGGCCAUGACUGCCACCGCCACCACGGCUGCGACUGCGACUGCGACUCCGCCGGAUGUGGCUGCCACGCCGACUCCGGUUGUCGCGGCGCCGUGA
Molecule: messenger RNA, 2055 nt
Organism: Dissoconium aciculare CBS 342.82
Lineage: Eukaryota; Fungi; Ascomycota; Dothideomycetes; Mycosphaerellales; Dissoconiaceae
Product: glycoside hydrolase family 47 protein
Exons: 2
Coding region: 1-2055 (684 amino acids)
Biological process (GO): N-glycan processing; carbohydrate metabolic process
Cellular component (GO): endoplasmic reticulum; membrane
Molecular function (GO): calcium ion binding; mannosyl-oligosaccharide 1,2-alpha-mannosidase activity
Source: RefSeq, a predicted model, not a curated record